AUGAAGAUCCCGACUUUUCUCAUUUUAGCAUUCGGCGCCAUUACUGGCUCCGGCGUUCAACUAAGCGAGGAUAUCGCGGACGGGCUCUUCACAGCCGACUUCAGCUCCGGAAACCUCAGUAACGUGGAGAUGCUCGCUCUACACGAGCGAGAGGAGCCAGCGGACAUUAACACUUCGCCAAAUCCGCAGUUCGGAUCCCGCAUCACGCAGCGCUCGCUCCCCGUCACCCAAGCCUCGUGCAGCGACUUCAUGUUCGUCGACUCAGCAGAUUACCUCCAGUCGCUUCAGAAGCUGCAGAACUACUGCAACGCCAAGCCAAACGUCAAGUCGAAGGGCAUCGUCGGUUUCAAAGUUGGCUCAGCGAUAGCCUAUAUGUGCAACUAUGGCAAACCGAUCCAGUGUCUGACCGAUGAACUCAAUGACGAUAUGAACACUCUCAACACCCGAUGCCAUAGUCAACAGAAAACUGGAUUUGUUUGGCAUAAAGGGGUCAAGAAGACGUAUGGACGGAGUCUCUUGACUGAGAGUAUCUGUGACAACAUGUAA
This is a messenger RNA of Annulohypoxylon truncatum, 546 nucleotides long. RefSeq lists its product as uncharacterized. The record is from RefSeq and is a predicted model, not a curated record. Bases 1 to 546 code for a protein of 181 amino acids. The transcript has a single exon. NCBI's taxonomy places the organism in Eukaryota, Fungi, Ascomycota, Sordariomycetes, Xylariales, Hypoxylaceae.